GCUAUCGAUAAGCUAUCGAAUCUGCAUGGUUUUCUUCGGAUUUCCUCGAAUCUCCAGGCAUUUUUGCAAGUUUACCAAGAUGUCGAAGAGCGCGCUGGUGAUUCUGGCUCCCGGAGCGGAGGAGAUGGAGUUCAUCAUAGCCGCCGAUGUGCUGCGACGAGCGGGCAUCAAGGUCACCGUCGCCGGUUUGAAUGGCGGCGAAUCGGUGAAGUGCUCGAGGGACGUGCAGAUCCUGCCGGACACCUCGCUGGCCCAGGUGGCCGCGGACAAGUUCGAUGCGGUGGUGCUGCCCGGCGGACUGGGUGGCUCCAAUGCCAUGGCGGAGUCCUCGGUGGUCGGGGACAUCCUGCGGAGGCAGGAGUCCAGCGGCGGCCUCAUCGCCGCCAUCUGCGCCGCUCCCACCGUUCUGGCCAAGCACGGCAUCGCCUCCGGCAAGUCCCUCACCUCGUAUCCCUCCAUGAAGCCCCAGCUGCUGGACAACUACAGCUAUGUGGACGACAAGACGGUGGUCAAGGAUGGCAACCUGAUCACCAGUCGUGGUCCUGGCACCUCCUUCGAGUUCGCACUCAGAAUCGCAGAGGAGCUGGCCGGCAAGGAGAAGGUGCUCGAGGUGGCGAAGGGUCUUCUGGUAGCCUACGAUUAGGUGGCCAUACUAAUAUUACACAUAUUUAUGAGAAAGUUAUACAGAUUGCUUUAAGCACCUCAUGUAAACCAGAACUGAAUUAAAGUUACAUUAUUCAAGGCAAAA
Drosophila teissieri is the source of this 748-nucleotide messenger RNA. RefSeq names its product protein dj-1beta (gene dj-1beta). The coding region runs from base 26 to 643 and encodes 205 amino acids. Gene Ontology annotation, cellular component: nucleus; cytosol. Gene Ontology annotation, biological process: guanine deglycation, glyoxal removal; protein deglycation, glyoxal removal. The transcript has 3 exons. Lineage: Eukaryota; Metazoa; Arthropoda; Insecta; Diptera; Drosophilidae. Gene Ontology annotation, molecular function: protein deglycase activity. The record is from RefSeq and is a predicted model, not a curated record.